This is a messenger RNA of Phaeoacremonium minimum UCRPA7, 1059 nucleotides long. Its product is annotated as putative xylitol dehydrogenase protein. Bases 1 to 1059 code for a protein of 352 amino acids. Gene Ontology annotation, biological process: D-sorbitol catabolic process. The record is from RefSeq and is a predicted model, not a curated record. NCBI's taxonomy places the organism in Eukaryota, Fungi, Ascomycota, Sordariomycetes, Togniniales, Togniniaceae. The transcript is spliced from 3 exons. Gene Ontology annotation, molecular function: zinc ion binding; L-iditol 2-dehydrogenase (NAD+) activity.
AUGUCCUACAAUCCUAAGACCGAUAGCUUGCAGAAUCUAUCCUUCAUCCUCAAUAAACCCCUCGACUUGAUAUUCGCAGAGAAGCCAGUCCCUAAAUUGACCGACCCUCACGAGGUCCUCGUUGCUAUCAAUUAUACAGGAAUCUGUGGGUCAGACGUGCAUUACUGGUUACAUGGUGCUAUUGGCGACUUUGUUGUCAAGAGCCCUAUGGUCCUGGGCCACGAAUCUGCUGGUACUAUAGUUGAGAUUGGUCCUGCAGUGACGUCCCUAAAGGUUGGUGAUCGGGUUGCACUAGAGCCUGGAUAUCCCUGUCGACGAUGCGCUCAAUGCAUGAGCGGAAAGUAUAACUUGUGCCCUGAGAUGGUCUUUCCAGCUACUCCUCCAUACGAUGGCACUCUCACUGGCUUUUGGAAAGCCCCUGAUGACUUCUGCUACAAGCUUCCAGAGACUAUGACCAUCCAAGAAGGCGCGCUCUGCGAGCCCCUCGCUGUAGCUGUUCAUAUCGCCAGGCAGGUCGGGAUCAAGCCCGGCGACUCAGUCGUUGUCAUGGGUGCCGGCCCUAUUGGUCUUCUAUGUGCCGGUGUGGCUAAGGCCUUUGGUGCCAGUAUUGUCACAUCAGUUGAUAUUGUAGAGUCUAAGCUGAAAUUUGCUAAAGACUUCUGUGCGACGCAUACAUACCUGUCCCAAAGGGUCAGUGCCAGAGAGAAUGCUCAGAAUAUACUAGAUUUAAUCGGCCUUCCUGGUGGUGCCGAUAUCGUUAUCGAAGCAUCAGGCGUUGAGUCCUCCAUUCAAGCCUCCGUCUACGUUGUACGCAAUGGAGGCACCUACCUCCAGGGAGAAGUCACUGCGCACGGUUCCUUCCGGUAUGGAGCUGGUGAUUGGAAGAUCGCGGUUGAUCUCGUUGCCAGUAAGAAGGUGGAUGUUAGAAGGCUGAUCAGCGAGAUUGUUGAGUUCAAGGACGCUGAAAAAGCCUUCAACAAGGUUAAAGAGGGACAGGUCAUCAAAAUCCUCAUCGCCGGGCCCAAUGAGAAGAAUAUUGCCAAUUCCUGUAAGGAAUGA